AUGUUUCGUUACGUUACAGUAUUCGCAUUGUUUAGCUGUGCCAUUGCCGCUAGCUUACACGAUGAUUUUGAUGGCCGUAUUGUGGGGGGUGUCGAUACCACCAUUGAAAAGCAUCCCUAUCAGGUAUCGCUGCAAGACCCCUCCGGAAAUCAUUUCUGUGGCGGUUCAAUUAUCGCCGAUGCUUAUGUCCUUACCGCUGCUCACUGCAUGCAAUCCGAAACGGCUUCCCAAGUUAGGGUACGUUUGGGCUCCACUGACUACAGCACUGGUGGUGUAUUGCUUGAAGUCAACACAUUCAAAGUCCACGAAAACUUCGAUCCCGACACUAUGGUUAAUGAUGUGGCAGUCAUCAAAUUGAACACUACCGUCCAGGAAUCCGCCCAGAUCCGUUAUGCUGUCUUGGCUGAAACGACUCCACCAACGGGCACGCCCGCCAUUGUAACUGGCUGGGGCACCAAGUGCUACUUGCUCUGUCUUACCACGCCCAAGACUUUGCAAGAGGUUGAAGUUAAUAUUGUCGAUCGGGAUAGUUGUGAAUCCAACGACUACAACUAUGGUUCUCAAAUCAAGGACACAAUGGUUUGUGCCUAUGCCCCCUACAAGGAUUCCUGCCAAGGUGAUUCCGGUGGUCCAUUGGUAGCGGAUGGUAAAUUGGUUGGUGCUGUAUCCUGGGGUACGGGUUGUGCUUUACCACGUUAUCCUGGUGUCUAUGCUGAUGUACCAUCGCUACGCAGCUGGGUUCUUCAGACCGUCAAUGAAUUGUAA
Musca vetustissima is the source of this 765-nucleotide messenger RNA. RefSeq names its product trypsin-like. The transcript has a single exon. Gene Ontology annotation, molecular function: serine-type endopeptidase activity. Gene Ontology annotation, biological process: proteolysis. The record is from RefSeq and is a predicted model, not a curated record. NCBI's taxonomy places the organism in Eukaryota, Metazoa, Arthropoda, Insecta, Diptera, Muscidae. Bases 1 to 765 code for a protein of 254 amino acids.